Molecule: messenger RNA, 336 nt
Organism: Suillus clintonianus
Lineage: Eukaryota; Fungi; Basidiomycota; Agaricomycetes; Boletales; Suillaceae
Exons: 2
Coding region: 1-336 (111 amino acids)
Source: RefSeq, a predicted model, not a curated record
AUGGCUAAAGCCGGACAGAAGCCGGACCCACGGCAACACUAUUAUGAUCGACAUCUCACGAACCUCAAAAAAUUUCAUGAUCGAACGAAGGAUCAUGGGAUACUCAAUAGUAUCCUGACGGAACUCAACAACAAUGGCAGGUUGCAUGCAAAGGCAGGCUCCUUCCCACCGCUUGUUCGAGUGUGGAGGGGCAACCUGAUAGAUACAAAACGUACUAAGACCAACUCAUCACAUGCUACAACAAAAAUUCAAACCCAGCCCAACCUUAAUUCCCCUCACACUCUCACCAGCGGCUGGAAGAAAACAAUUGUCAAUAUCGUCAGCCACCAUGUAUAA